UCCGGGUUUUGCUGCUGGAUUCACGUUGCUGGAUCUGAACCCACGUGUGUUUAUAAGAGGGAAGAAUGAAUAAGGACACCGGCGAAGAAGGCCUGGUUCCAGACAAGACGAAGAAGAAGAAAAAGAAAAUGAAAAAAGAACUUAAAGAGAACGCGGACAUUCCACCUAAGAAAAAGAAGACUAAGAGUAAAUCAGAAGACACGGAAAGAACUAGCAUGAGUGAAGGACGUGUCGUGGAAUCACUGGAUGUAGAAGUUCCUGGAAAGAAGGUCAAGAAAAAGAAGACGAAAAAAGAAGUGAAAGAAGACGAUGUAGCUCCUUCAAAGAAGAAUAAGGUUGAUGACGAAGGUGUGGAAACCAGGGACGCCAACGUUCCUGAAGUCCAGACGAAGAAGAAGCUAAAAAAGCAGGUCAAUGUAGAAGAAUCAGAGGAAACCAUGGACCACAGACAAGGAGAUAAGAAGAAAAAGAAGAAGAAACAAGAAGUAAUAGGGGAAGAGGAAGCUGCUGUAGAUGUGGACGUUGAUAAGAACUUCCAGAAGAAGGGAAAAAAGAAGAAACGAGAAGUAAUAGAGGAAGAUGAAGCGGCUGUAGAUGUGGACGUUGAUUUGCAGAAGAAGGUCAAAAAGAAGAAAAAGAAUGCAAAAGACUCUACAGCUAAAGGUUGUGAAGGAGUCAGGACGUCAAAAAAGAAAGAAAAGCCUCGUGCCGAGGUGGAAGAAGAAGCAGACGAGGGAACGGACGUCGUCCAAGAAGAACCGAAGAAAAAAACAAAGAAACCCAAGAGCCUUCACGAGGACUCAAGAAAAGGAAAGAACCCUGAGAGGGACGACGUGGACGAGACGCCAGGACCGGAGCUCAACGGCGAGUCCGGGGUCAGAAAGAAGAAACGACGACUGACCGAAGGAGACGACAGACCUCGGGACGGAGAGGAACCGAAGAUCAAGAGAAAGAAGAAAAAAGAGCGAAAGGUGAAGGAGGAGCGUGGAGAUCCUGGGAACGGGGACGAGGACAAGGAGGACGAAACGAAAGUGGGAGGCGGUGAGGAGAUCCAGGAGGAGGAAAGAGUGGACGUGGAGAAAGGGGACAACAAUGGAAACUUCGGCCAGUGGGACACGGCGCACUUCGACAGCUCCGAGCGCCAGGCCAAGUUCCUGCGCCUGAUGGGCGGCUCCAAGAGGGGCGCGGAGCCGGCGAGAGGGAGCGGCGGGCGCGGCGGGCGCUUCAACAUGGCCCUGGGGAGGGAGGGCCAGCAGCACAUGCAGCGCGCCCUGCUGGGGGAGUUCGAGCGCGCCCAGGGCCGGCGCGCGGACUUCCAGAACAGGGGGGCGGGGCUGGGGUUCGCCGCGCCGACGUCCGGGAGGAGGUCCGCCAUCGACGCGGGGGCGCGGAACUCGGUGCGGUUCGACGACUGACCGUCCGAGGUGCGCCGCCCUGCUGGUGGAGGACUGAACGGUCAGGGGUUGGCAUUUAUGAACAGUGACGAUACACCGUAUGGUCAAAAGUAUGUGGACGCCUGUGGUAUUAACAAGCUCAGGAGUAGCGGGUGUAAAAUAAACCGAAUGCUUUCAGUCUGGGUCAAGAUGUUAGGGAAGGGCCUUUCCUGUUCCAGGACAAUGGUGUAGAGCCGUGUAUCAGCUUUGGGAUGAAUUGGAAUGCCAACUGCGAGCUCACAAGGCCGGACGGGUGCCCACAAUUUUGGGACGGGGCGAGCACUCGGGCGUCCCGAUGCUUUUGUCCAUAUAGGGUAUGACUAAGGAGCAGUUGUGUCCCAAACACCUUUCCUGAUAGAACCUACAGAGGAUACGUGUGGAUCGGGACACAGCCCUCAGUGUACAGUACUGCUUAUUUUUUGUUUUUUGACGUAUCCAAUUCCCACCACUGCUGCAGACCCUGAAUCUAGUCACAGAGGGACGUACCAGCCAGGGUUCGAGGUCUGCAGCAGUGCUGAGGCCGGGAUUUAAGAAUAAAUAAGUGAAUAAAAUAUGUAAAUGUGGAUAAAUCAUUAAAAAUAAAAUAUCAAUAAAUAAAGAAAACAAUCAGCA
This is a messenger RNA of Trichomycterus rosablanca, 2045 nucleotides long. It is a transcript of the gene knop1, whose product is annotated as lysine-rich nucleolar protein 1. The transcript is spliced from 3 exons. The coding region runs from base 66 to 1415 and encodes 449 amino acids. Lineage: Eukaryota; Metazoa; Chordata; Actinopteri; Siluriformes; Trichomycteridae. The record is from RefSeq and is a predicted model, not a curated record.